AUGCGUGAGCAUAGAUCAGCCUCUGUUCACGUUCACAAUCCAUUAUUUGAGAUUAGAAAUAUUAAUGGUGGAACUGGAACUAUUGAAGUUAGAACUUUCGCUGGAUUGGCCAUAUCAAAAAUUCCUCAGAAAAAGGAUGAAUAUAAUGAAAGUGACGAGAUAGAUGAUUUCUUUAACAGUUCCUCUGAAAAAAAAUCGUCCAAUCUGUUUUUGCAAGAAAUAGACAACUCAACUAAGAAACCGCGAAAAUUAAGCAAUGGACAAGGCAUUUCUAACAAAGCGGACAACGAGAAAGACGAGGCUGAAGCACAAGACUCCACUUUUAUAUCUGAAGAGGAUGAUGAUUCGUUUACUUCUGAGGAUUAUGGUGAUCCAGAUUACAUACAAAGCGAUAUCGAAGGUCAAAAUCCUCAAUCAUUGUUAAUAUCAUCACAGCUUGAAAAUUUUCUGGAAUCCUACAAAAAAAUGAAUGUAGCUCAUAAAUGGGUUCUCUCUUCUGGGAAGUGUGUUGAGGAUACUUUUUUUAAACAUUGUGAGCGACUGCCAGUUGAAUCACUUCUACAUUCAUGGAAUGGAAUGAAAUCCAGUAUGCAGUCAAAAUUACCAGAGGUUGAUCGUGCCUUUGCAAAUUCUAUGAUGCGAUUUUCAGAUCGAUAUUGUUACAAAGAUUUAAUGACAUAUAUUCCAUUUACUACAAGUCUUACAUAUUAUGAAGACCCUAAUGAAAUACUGCAAAAGCAACAUCUCAAAGCCUGUCUCAGUGAUAUGAUUGGAAUGGAAACUAAAAGAAUCAUCAAGUGUAGCGGUAGCUACAAGGAAAAACAGAAAGAGAGUAUGUACGCAUCGCAAAAAGCCAGAAUGUAG
This is a messenger RNA of Funneliformis caledonium, 864 nucleotides long. The record is from the annotation of a GenBank genome assembly. Lineage: Eukaryota; Fungi; Glomeromycota; Glomeromycetes; Glomerales; Glomeraceae.